AUCGGCGUGUCCAUAUAGCUUCCUUCCCUUAUUAUGAAAAAUUCCCCUUCCCCGUCGGACGAGAUGUUGAAGGUCAAGAUCCUCCACCGUUACGACAUCUCGCCGCCGCCGGACUCAGUCCCGGCAACCACUCUCCCUCUUGCCUUCUUGGACAUCCCAUGGCUUCUCUGCUGCCCCAUGCAACGCCUCUUCUUCUACGACUUCCCUGAAUCCCCUUCCUCUUUCGCUCAGACCACACUCCCGCUCCUGGUCCGCUCUCUCUCCCUCUGUCUCCGCCACUUCUUCCCCUUCGCCGCCAGCCUCGUCCUCCCACUGGCUCCGCCCCAGAAACCCCACAUCCUCUACUCCAAUGGCGACUCCCUCUCCUUCACCGUCGCCGAGUCCGCCGCCAACUUCGCGGAGCUAAUCAGUGACGAGCUGCACGGCGCCACGCUGAUACACCCUCUGGUGCCUCAGCUCGCACCGCCGUGUGCAUCCGACGGGGCACGGAUUGGGCCCGUUAUGGCGAUUCAGGUGACUCUGUUUUCAAACAAGGGCAUUUGUAUUGGGGUCCAAUUCCUCCACGUGGUAGCAGAUGGGAGGUCCUUCACUCACUUCAUGAAUUCGUGGGCAUCCAUUCACAGGUCCGGAGGGGACCCCACUUGCAUUGACUCAGACGACCUGAGUCCUUUCCACGACCGAGGAGUGAUCAAAGACCCGAAUGGGCUCGAGCCUAUACUCUUGAAAGACUGGUGGAGUUUGUGGGCCCAAGCCCAAGCUUGAGCCCGAGCCCGAGCCCAACUCCUUUCA
Eucalyptus grandis is the source of this 789-nucleotide messenger RNA. RefSeq names its product coumaroyl-CoA:anthocyanidin 3-O-glucoside-6''-O-coumaroyltransferase 1. The coding region runs from base 34 to 762 and encodes 242 amino acids. The transcript has 2 exons. NCBI's taxonomy places the organism in Eukaryota, Viridiplantae, Streptophyta, Magnoliopsida, Myrtales, Myrtaceae. The record is from RefSeq and is a predicted model, not a curated record.